CAAUUUUCUGACUGAUCUGACAGAUACAGACGGAGUGAAGUGUUCGACGCUGUUCUUCUGAAGUUAAACAACUUUUCUGCAUCAAGUUCAAAACCAGAAUGAAAAUCCUCCAUAUUCUCUUUUUCUGGUUCUGGUCAGAUCCAGCUGGGCUCGUCAAGGCAAAGCACAAUAUUUGGUCUGCAGGUGAAGGAGGAAAUGCUUCACUUAACUGCCACUUAACUUCGACUGGAAGCACAAAGUUCUUCUGUAAGGAAAAAUGUGAGCGAAAUGAAGAUAUCGUCAUUAAAACAGAUGGAAGCACAGCUCAGAGUGGGAGACUCAGCAUUAAUUAUAAAGAUGGAGCUUCAGGAAGACGAAUUGUGUCUGUGACCUUCACACAAAUGAUCAAGUCUGACUCAGGAAUGUACAGGUGUGGUUUGGGAACAUCUUCUGAUCCAGAUUCAUACGCAGACUUUGAGAUCAGAGUUUCAAAUGAUCUGGAUAAAAACGUUGGUUUUUAUCGCACACAAACUGAGGGAAAAGCAAUCACAUUGACAUGUGUCGAUAGUCCAUCUGGAAAGAGAAAGUUCUUUUGUAAGAAUCAGUGUAAGAAUGAAGGGGAGAUCCUCAUUGACACAACUAAUAACAGAGCUAAUAGUGGCAGAUACAGCAUCAAAUACAGAGCAGGAUCUCUGUUUGGACUGUAUGCAACCAUCACACAGCUGACCAAGUCAGACACAGGACGGUACAGCUGUGGUUAUGGAAACCCUCUGUCUCCAGAUUUAUACAACAGUGAUGAUGUUGUUGUCAUUGAUGCUUCAAACCCACCUACCUCCACACCACAAAUAACGACAACAACAACAACCACAACAACAACAACAACAACAAGAACAACAGCACAGAGUCAGAGUUUCACUGCAGGAGUCUCUGCACCUUCAUCAAAUUGUCCUGAGUCCUUCUUUCCUCUGGGUGUUUGCGUGUCAUUGGUUGGUGUUUUGCUGAUGGCUGUUUUCUUCCUGCUCCUCUACAUUUGUAAGACAAGGAGGAACACUGGACUGAAGACAAGUGAAAAUGCAGAUGACAAAAACAUGGAGGUCACAUAUGAGAACUGGACUCCAAUCUCCAAAGCUGAAAAGUCCAGGACAAAAACCUACUCUUCAUCAUUAAACACAGGAGUCUAAAAAUUAAACACUGAUAGAAAAUCGUCUGACACCCUCCAAAUUUUCAGUGUAACUGUGUUUAUGUCUUUCAGCCUGUUCCUGAAACUUAAUCACACUUCAAAUCUGAUGUGGUAGUUUGAUUUAGUAAAUUCUUUAAUUUUUGUAACUAACAGAAGUUGGUUGCUGAUGAUGUUGUGGAUUUAUUUGUUUGGGUGGUCUAAGCUUCACAAAAUCUGGGGUUGUUCCGAGCUCCAAUAGUGAGCUCAGUUUUUGAUGCCAAUGCUGGUUAGCAGAAGAUCUGGCGAAGAGUCGGGUCUACGCUGGUCUUAAAUACAGCCAUGAUAAUGAGCUCCAGGUGGGGCUCCAGGGAGUAGUGAUGUGUCAUGUGCAAAAGGGCUUUGCAGUGAAUCAGAAGAGCCAACUACCAUUGAUUGAGAAUCCGUUCAGUCAGCGAGUGAAACGGUAGACAGCGGUGAGCAGGAGAGUGCGAGUGCAUCACAAAAACACAUAAAUAUGACUGACUCCAGUAAACAAAGCAGCAUCUGACUGCAGUUUAAAGAAGAAGCAGAUACUAACAGAGGAGAAACCAAAUCAGCCCAUCCAAGCUGAGGGAUUUGAGUUUUCUGAAAGUUUUUUGAAUUUCAGCCUGCACUGAGGACAAACUGUUUGGCUGCUGAGUUUGGUUUCUGUUCUGUGGAUUUGUUUGCAGUGUUUUGUUUUUGUGUUAAAUUAAAAUUACAGCAUACAGGGCCGACUGCACACUCAGUCCAAAACAGCAGCCCCUGAAUGAAUGUUCAGCCUUUUAAAGACACAGGUGUGCCCAAUCAGUCGCUGAUUGGCCUGGCAUCCCUCAGAUGGUCCAAUAGACUUUCUCUGCACCACAGGUUGCAACACUCAAAUUUGCUUGGAGAUAGGCUGGCUAGCUUCUUACAAGGCCAGGGGCCGUAACAUGGACAACAGCACCACAUGUGCUGAUACAUUAUUGAAUCAAAUAAAUGUUGAACUAUACUCACUCCAGUAUUAGAGAUAAACAUAAUGUUCUGUAUGUAUAGAUAGUUGGCCUAUGAUAUUGUAAUAGUUUAUUAAUCAAGUAAUUAUUAAUUUGUUAUUUCAUCAUUGUCACAUGGUUUUAUUUCAACACCAAUUUGAAUAACACUUGGAAGAAGAGGGAUGGAGUGUGGCGUCAGUGUUUUGUGCAAAUAAUCCCACAGGAACAGGAGUCCACAGAGAACAGAUAGAGAAGGAGGAGAGCCGGAAAACAAAGGUUGGUGUUGAUUAUUAUAAAAUUAAAUUAGAUUAAAAUAAAUAAAUAAAUAAAACAGAAGUUAUUUUCAGUUCCACUGUAUUUUGUCAA
Molecule: messenger RNA, 2493 nt
Organism: Oreochromis aureus
Lineage: Eukaryota; Metazoa; Chordata; Actinopteri; Cichliformes; Cichlidae
Product: polymeric immunoglobulin receptor-like
Exons: 5
Coding region: 99-1160 (353 amino acids)
Cellular component (GO): plasma membrane
Molecular function (GO): transmembrane signaling receptor activity
Source: RefSeq, a predicted model, not a curated record